Perognathus longimembris pacificus (Pacific pocket mouse) is the source of this 1291-nucleotide messenger RNA. Its product is annotated as histone H1.10. Gene Ontology annotation, molecular function: DNA binding; structural constituent of chromatin. Bases 347 to 946 code for a protein of 199 amino acids. The transcript has a single exon. The record is from RefSeq and is a predicted model, not a curated record. Gene Ontology annotation, cellular component: nucleosome. NCBI's taxonomy places the organism in Eukaryota, Metazoa, Chordata, Mammalia, Rodentia, Heteromyidae. Gene Ontology annotation, biological process: nucleosome assembly.
CGGCGGCGCGGGCCGAGCCCCGGCUGUUGGUGCUCUCAACGCGGUCCGCCGAGAGGAAAUAAAAGCGGGGCGGGGCGCCGUCCUCGCCAGAACGCGGCGCGCGCCCCGUCUCCGCAGCAGCUCGCUCGGCCUCGCCCCGGCCCCCGGUCCCCGGCGGGACCCCUCCCCGCGCCGCCCCCCGCCCGCCCCAGCCCUGCCGCCCGGGCCCAGGCCCGGCCGCGGCCGCUCCCGCCCGGAGCCGCCGCGCGCCCCCAGCCCCGCGGCGCCGCCCCGGCCCCUCGCCUUCCUCUUCCCGGCGCGGCCCCCAGGCGUCCGCGCGCCGCCCGCCGCCAACCCGCUGGCCACCAUGUCGGUGGAGCUGGAGGAGGCCCUGCCGCCCACCGGCGCCGAGGGGGCCCGCAAGGCGGCCCGGGGCGGCCCGGCGGCCCCGGCCCGCAAGAGGAAGAGCCGCAAGAAGAACCAGCCCGGCAAGUACAGCCAGCUGGUGGUGGAGACGAUCCGCCGGCUGGGCGAGCGCGGCGGCUCCUCGCUGGCCCGGGUCUACGCGGAGGCCAAGAAGGUGCCGUGGUUCGACCAGCAGAACGGGCGCACCUACCUCAAGUACUCGAUCCGCGCGCUGGUGCAGAACGACACGCUGCUGCAGGUCAAGGGCACCGGCGCCAACGGCUCCUUCAAGCUCAACCGCAAGAAGCUGGAGGCCGGCGCGGGCCGCGGGGCCGCCAGCCCGCCGCCCGCCGCGCCCCAGGCCGGGCGGGCCGCGCCCCAGGCCGGGCGGGCGGCGGCCGGCGCGCGCGCGGACACCCGGCCCGCCGGGGCCCGGCCGGACCGCCGCGCGCCCCCGCAGGGCAAAGGCGCCGGGGCCCCGAAGGCGGCGGCCGCCGGCGCCAAGAAGGUGAAGAAGGCGGCCAAGCCCAGCGUCCCCAAGGUGCCCAAGGGCCGCAAGUGAGCGCGCCCCGGCCUCGGCGUCUCCACCCCGGGGUGCUCGGUUUUGUGCGGUUCCGUCGGGCCCGGGCCCCCCCCCCCGCGCCCCCUCCCUCGUGCCCCCCGCCCCCCGCCUCCCCUCCCCCCGCCGUGCCGCCUUCUGUUGUUUGCUCUAGGUUUUUGAAACGGCCCUGGCGACGCUCCUAUUGGCUCUCGCCCUUGGCAAAAGCCGUCGCCAUGGUUACCAGCCCGGCGGCGCCAAUGGGCAGGCCGCGCCCGCCCGGCCUCGGCGGCCCGUCCUCCCCCGGCCCCCGGGCGCGCGGCCCCUCCGCGCCGCGGCCCCCCGGCGCAAUAAAGCGUUCAACCUCGA